Messenger RNA from Cynocephalus volans (Philippine flying lemur), 1263 nucleotides. It is a transcript of the gene TRIM59, whose product is annotated as tripartite motif containing 59. The record is from RefSeq and is a predicted model, not a curated record. The coding region runs from base 61 to 1263 and encodes 400 amino acids. Gene Ontology annotation, biological process: negative regulation of canonical NF-kappaB signal transduction; innate immune response. NCBI's taxonomy places the organism in Eukaryota, Metazoa, Chordata, Mammalia, Dermoptera, Cynocephalidae. The transcript is spliced from 2 exons. Gene Ontology annotation, molecular function: zinc ion binding; ubiquitin protein ligase activity.
GAAAAGUUGAAGAUAAAAUUAUAUUCAGUCCCCAAAACCAGGAGAUCGACAAAGUAGGAAAUGCACAAUUUUGAGGAAGAGUUAACGUGUCCCAUCUGUUAUAGUAUUUUUGAAGAUCCUCGUGUACUACCAUGCUCUCAUACAUUUUGUAGAAAUUGUUUGGAAAACGUUCUUCAGGCAUCUGUUAACUUUUAUAUAUGGAGACCUUUACGAAUUCCACUCAAGUGCCCUAAUUGCAGAAGUAUUAUUGAAAUUGCUUCAACUGGUAUUGAAUCCUUACCUGUUAAUUUUGCGUUAAGGGCUAUUAUUGAAAAGUACCAGCAAGAAGACCAUCCAGAUAUUGUCACCUGCCCUGAACAUUACAGACAACCAUUAAAUGUUUAUUGUCUACUUGAUAAAAAAUUAGUUUGUGGGCACUGCCUUACCAUAGGUCAACAUCAUGGUCAUCCUAUAGAUGAUCUUCAAAGUGCCUAUCUGAAAGAAAAGGACACGCCUCAAAAACUGCUCGAACAGUUAACUGACACAUACUGGACAGAUCUUACUCGUCUUAUUGAAAAACUGGAAGAACAAAAAUCUCAUUCUGAGAAAAUGGUCCAAGUUGAUAAGGAAGUUGUUCUCCAGUAUUUUAAGGAGCUUAGUGAUAUAUUAGAACAGAAAAAAAAAAUUUUCCUGACGGCUCUCUGUGAUGUUGGCAAUCUGAUUAAUCAAGAAUAUAUUCCACAAAUUGAAAGAAUGAAAGAAAUGAGAGAGCAGCAGCUUGAAUUAAUGACACUGACAACAUCUUUACAAGAAGAGUCUCCACUUAAAUUUCUUGAAAAAGUUGAUGAUAUCUGCCAGCGUGUGCAGAGCUUGAAACAGAAACCACUUCCUGAGGUCCAGCCUAUUGAAAUUUAUCCUCGAGUAGGCAAGGUAUUGAAAGAGGAAUGGAACAGAAUAGAAAUUGGACAAAUUAAGAAAGUUCUCAUUCCUGAAAUGAAAAUUUCUUCUAACAGGUUGCCAUGUUCCUGGCCUGAUAAGGAUGAAAAAGAAGUUGAAUUUUUUAAAGCUUUAAAUAUAGUUACACUAAUUUCAGUGAUAUUGAUGUUGAUACUUGUUUUCAACCAACACAUAACCUUUUUAAAUGAAAUCACUUCGAUAUGUUUUUCUGAAGUCUCUCUAUCUGUUUACCAAAGUUUAUCUAACAAUAUGCAUGAUUUAAAGAACAUAUUAUGUCAUACUUUGUAUUUGUUGAAGGAAUUCAUAUGGAAAAUGAUUUCUCAUUGA